GAACAUAAAAGAAAAUCAACACACUUAAGUACUCGAAAGAAAGUCCCACAAACCCAUACAGGCUCCUCCCCGCUCCUUCCUCGAAGAUCCGCCUCCAUCCUGUACCUCGGCUGUUGAUUUCUCUCCCCUUUGUUGAGUCGGCCAUCUGCCCGCCGGGCCUGGCGUUACCCAGAAAGCCCAGCGCUGGGAGGGGGUUUGUAGCUGCUCCGUCAUCGUGCGGCCUGACGGUAGCCCGCGCUCGUGUGCAGGCCCGGCUCGGUUCCUGGUCCCGGGCGCGAGGGUUCACGCGAGGCCCCGGCCUCGGCCCCGGCCCCUGAUCUAGGCCGCGACCCCGGGCGCCAUGAAGCAGGAGGGCUCGGCGCGGCGCCGCGGCGCAGACAAGACGAAGCCGCCGCCCGGCGGAGGGGAACAAGAACCACCACCGCCCCCGGCCCCCCAGGAUGUGGAGAUGAAAGAGGAGGCGGCAGCGGGUGGCGGAUCCACGGGGGAGGCAGACGGCAAGACGGCGGCGGCAGCGGCUGAGCACUCCCAGCGAGAGCUGGACACUGUCACCUUGGAGGACAUCAAGGAGCAUGUGAAACAGCUGGAGAAGGCCGUUUCGGGCAAGGAGCCGAGAUUCGUGCUGCGGGCCCUGCGGAUGCUGCCUUCCACAUCACGCCGCCUCAACCACUAUGUUCUGUACAAAGCGGUGCAUGGCUUCUUCACCUCAAACAAUGCCACUCGAGACUUCUUGCUCCCCUUCCUGGAAGAGCCCAUGGACACAGAAGCCGAUUUACAGUUCCGGCCCCGCACAGGAAAAGCUGCAUCGGCACCCCUCCUGCCUGAGGUGGAAGCCUAUCUCCAACUCCUCAUGGUCAUCUUUCUGAUGAACAGCAAGCGCUACAAAGAGGCACAGAAGAUCUCUGACGACCUGAUGCAGAAGAUCAGUACUCAGAACCGCCGGGCCCUGGACCUCGUGGCUGCAAAGUGUUACUAUUAUCACGCCCGGGUCUAUGAGUUCCUGGACAAGCUGGAUGUGGUGCGCAGCUUCUUGCACGCUCGGCUCCGGACAGCCACCCUGCGGCAUGACGCAGACGGGCAGGCCACCCUGCUGAACCUCCUGCUGCGGAAUUACCUGCACUACAGCUUGUACGACCAGGCCGAGAAGCUGGUGUCCAAGUCCGUGUUCCCUGAGCAGGCCAACAACAACGAGUGGGCAAGGUACCUCUACUACACAGGGCGCAUCAAAGCCAUCCAGCUGGAGUACUCAGAGGCCCGGAGAACAAUGACCAAUGCCCUUCGCAAGGCCCCUCAGCACACAGCUGUCGGCUUCAAACAGACGGUGCACAAGCUUCUUAUCGUGGUGGAGCUGUUGCUGGGGGAGAUCCCCGACCGGCUGCAGUUCCGUCAGCCCUCCCUCAAGCGCUCGCUCAUGCCCUACUUCCUCCUCACCCAAGCUGUCAGGACAGGAAACCUAGCCAAGUUCAACCAGGUCCUGGAUCAGUUUGGGGAGAAGUUUCAAGCAGAUGGGACCUACACCCUGAUUAUCCGACUGCGACACAAUGUCAUUAAGACAGGUGUACGCAUGAUCAGCCUCUCCUACUCCCGAAUCUCCCUGGCCGACAUCGCCCAGAAACUACAGCUGGAUAGCCCCGAAGAUGCAGAGUUCAUCGUUGCCAAGGCCAUCCGGGAUGGCGUCAUUGAGGCCAGCAUCAACCACGAGAAGGGCUACGUCCAGUCCAAGGAGAUGAUCGACAUCUAUUCCACCCGAGAGCCCCAGCUGGCCUUCCACCAGCGCAUCUCCUUCUGCCUGGACAUCCACAACAUGUCCGUCAAGGCCAUGCGGUUCCCUCCGAAAUCCUACAACAAGGACCUGGAGUCCGCAGAGGAGCGGCGUGAGCGAGAGCAGCAAGACUUGGAGUUUGCCAAAGAGAUGGCGGAAGAUGACGACGACAGCUUCCCUUGAGCUAGGGGGCUGGGGAGGGGUGGGGUGAGUGGGGACCGGCUCUCUUUCCCCCUUGGGGGUCCCCUGCUCGAGGAACUGGCCCCCUUUUCCCACACACACAGCUCACAGACUGCAGGGGGCGAGGGGUGCUGGGAGCCGGCCACCCCAACCUCACCCAGGGCCCCUUCCCAGCCAGUGACUUAGCACACGGCGGACAGGAGGGCGGGCAGGUGGCCCCCCCAGGGCAGGGUCCUGGCUGGUGGUGUGGGCAGCAGGAGGGUGGUAGUAGCCUUGUGCUGCUCUCUAGGGAGGAGAGCACUGGAAUUGGGACAUGUUGGGUUGUAUGUUUUUUGAAGCUUCAAUUACAAUUUUUAAACAAUAAAAAGUUCUCCAAAGCUC
Lemur catta (Ring-tailed lemur) is the source of this 2323-nucleotide messenger RNA. RefSeq names its product proteasome 26S subunit, non-ATPase 3 (gene PSMD3). Gene Ontology annotation, biological process: ubiquitin-dependent protein catabolic process; regulation of protein catabolic process. The transcript has 12 exons. Gene Ontology annotation, molecular function: enzyme regulator activity; protein binding. Lineage: Eukaryota; Metazoa; Chordata; Mammalia; Primates; Lemuridae. Gene Ontology annotation, cellular component: proteasome regulatory particle, lid subcomplex; proteasome complex. Bases 341 to 1945 code for a protein of 534 amino acids. The record is from RefSeq and is a predicted model, not a curated record.